UAGUAUGUUUUUCCACAAUACGUAUUUUGACUGUUGAGUGAGCGCAUUGUUACAAAAUCCUGUUACAACAACGUGUGUUUUUUUGGUCUGUGUACGUGUUUCUUUUGUGCGCGGCUUGCGUAAAAGUUUACAAUGACAAUGGACAUUACAAGUAGAAGACCUGAUUCUAAAGUUGACGUGCAGGUUACAAGCGAUGUGCAAAUUGCAACAAGUAAGACAAUCAAGCGUUCGUUUGACGUCGCUUUCUUGAUGCUACCUGAUGACAAGUUGAAGCAGAAGCAAUUGAAGGCAUCAGAAAUCGCGUAUCAAGAGAAUAACAACGUGGAAAAUGCGAAAAAUGACACCGACAGCGACGACUCAUCGAAAGCUGUCGAACUGCAAAAGAUGAAAACUCACGCUAGGUACUUACAAAACGCUAUACACAAGCAGCAGGUUUUCGGUGAUCCCAAUUUGAAGUCAAAGCUCGAGUUCGAUUCCGCCGCAACUUUAAAGCUCCUUCCACACAUACACCACUCGGAACAGAAAAGCGCAUUCACAAAGGUAAAUCUAGCUAAGGACUCGCGAACAUCACCUAGCCUAUCGGCCAGCCCUGAUAUUAACUAUCAAAGUUUAAGCCCUUCGCCCCCGAUCAUGAAUAGAAACUACCAACUUCACCCAAACAUCCUCACGCCUAACCAAAUCUUUAAGCCCGCAUAUCAAAACAAUUUCAUUCCCGAAAACUUUGCCAAUCCAAACCCGAUCGUGCUCGACCACCCUUUCCUAACGAAAAACCCUUCGACGGACCUACUUCAGCCCAGUUUCGCAAAGAUGCGCCCAAUGCUCGGCCAAUACCGUCACGAAUUAUCGUACAACUAUCCGCAAUUUCAACCACCCGAAAUGCUAAAGAUCGCGCAACCCGAUUUAAAAUUUUCGUCCGGUAAUCCGGCCGCAGCAAUCUUGAGCACCUUACUACCCCCUUCGCUGGCCGCUCUCUCGUUACCCGCUCAGAACAUAUGCGCCAAGUGCAACGUCAGCUUCAGAAUGACCUCUGACUUAGUGUACCACAUGAGAUCGCAUCACAAAAAUGACACGGUCGAUGUCACCAAAAAACGACGGGAAGACAAACUUAAAUGCCCCGUAUGUGCGGAAUCGUUUCGUGAAAGGCACCAUUUAACCAGGCAUAUGACGGCUCAUCAAGAUAAAGAGGACGACGAAGAGGAACCAAUUGGCAAGAAAAAAGAGUUUGCGAACUUUACUAAGUGAUCAUUUUAACACGUAGGCCUUGACUGUUAUUGCCGUUGUUUCAUUUUACAUUUAUUCAAAUGUUUAUGUAUAGUUAACCUAAUGCUUUAUGUAUAUUUGUCAAAUAGUGUAAAUUGUUUAUAAUUUAAGCAUUGUUUAGUGCAAUAUUUACUGAUGUAGUGUAAAAA
Messenger RNA from Photinus pyralis (common eastern firefly), 1409 nucleotides. RefSeq lists its product as uncharacterized. Gene Ontology annotation, biological process: regulation of DNA-templated transcription. Gene Ontology annotation, cellular component: nucleus. Lineage: Eukaryota; Metazoa; Arthropoda; Insecta; Coleoptera; Lampyridae. The transcript has a single exon. The record is from RefSeq and is a predicted model, not a curated record. The coding region runs from base 133 to 1242 and encodes 369 amino acids.